This is a messenger RNA of Lolium perenne, 2061 nucleotides long. Its product is annotated as F-box protein At5g49610. The record is from RefSeq and is a predicted model, not a curated record. Lineage: Eukaryota; Viridiplantae; Streptophyta; Magnoliopsida; Poales; Poaceae. Gene Ontology annotation, molecular function: protein binding.
GGGAAAAUAUUCGCUUGGGACGGACGAGGCAAAAAGAAAUCCCCAAUCUCCAUUUCCCUAGUGGCCUUCGCCGUCGGCCGGCGAGCCACCGUCGAUGGCGUGAUGCAGCUCGAGUCACGUUGCUAGCGCUCAACUGAGAGACCAUGGCGGGAGUCGCAGGGGCGUGCAGCAUCAGCGCCCCCUCCGCCGCCCGCAUCCUGCCGGAGGAGGUUGUGGUGUGGGAGAUCCUCGUCCGCCUGCCGGCGAGGGAGCUCCUGCGCUGCCGCGCGGCCUGUCAAUCCUGGCGCCGCCUCACCUCCGCCGCCGAUUUCCUCCUCGCCCACCACCAGCACCAACCGUCGCUCCCCCUCGUCUCCUUCAGCGCCAAAGACCGUGACGAGCAGGGCUACUUCGACAAAGUGGUCGACGCCUUCGACCACCGGCUAGUCCCGGCCGAGCGCCGCCGGCCGGUCCUCGGCUUCCGCGAUCGCAGGGAUGGCCGCGUGGUGCUCCACGCUUCCUGCCACGGCCUUAUCCUGCUAUCCGUCUCUACUCGUCGCUUCCAAAUCAGCAACCCAGCUACGGGUCAGUGGGCUUCGCUGCCAGCUCUCGUCGGUGCCCAUGUCGCAGGGAUGUACCCGUCCGGCGAGGAGUACCGCAUCCUCUACUGGAAGCAGAGGUUCAAGGGCGACAGCCCCGUGUACCACGUCCUCACCGUGGGCUCCUCGGAGGAGCCGAGAUGCAUCGGACUGCCUAUAGCCUCCGCCCCUCUGAACCAGCUUUUCCUCGAAGGGAUGAACCCUAGCAGUUCUCAUCCACCAGUGCUUCUACACAGCUGCCUUCACUCGCUCCAAGGCCGGAAGCGCAGCAGCAUGGUUGUCUUCGACACGGUGGGCGAGUCGUUCAGGCCGAUGCGCUCUCCCUUUUUCGAUGAUGAUUGGGAUCCUUAUCUGCACGAGAUCGACGGUACGCUUCGCAUCAGCUGCCUAAACAGCGUGGUGCUGAAGAUCUGGGUGCUGCUGGACUACGACAAAGAGGUCUGGUCGCUCAGGUACCAUGUUAAAGUUCCAAGGGUGGGCAGAUUGUAUGGCAGUUUCGACAGCAGCUCGAGCUAUACCGUUGUAUCAGAGAAGGGAGAUAUGCUGCUCUUCUUGUUCAACCGCAUGUUUCACUGCGACAGCUAGGGCAAGGGGCUCGGGGAAUUCAAAUGGGAAUCGUGUGAUCCAUGCAAUGCUAAACAUCUCUUCAAAGAAAGCCUUAUCCGCCAUGUAUUCUUUCCACGACGAGGUUCCUGGGAAACGCCGUAUUUUCUGCUAGGGCUACUAGGUGGAAAAAGGAAUCUCUUACUCAAGUAACUGAAGCAAUCCGUACAUCUCCACAUCCGUAGCAUUGGUGCAGUGGAGAAGCUGUCAGACAGGCCGAAAUGAUAACCGUGCCGGUGUGGUCUCGUAAGACCAUUCCGAUGCCUGCAGAUCCAUCAUGUGCAUACGAACCAUCAACAUUCAGUUUUGCUUCUACAUUCGCUGGCAAUAACCGUGCCGGUGUGAUCUCUCUUUCUGUCACCCAUAAUUGCAGGCCUUAUGAACAUGAAAGCCAUCAGCAUUUGAUAAUAUUCGGAAAGAGGAACCAUGAGAUGUAGGACACUUGAUGGACAUAUAUGGCUUUUAUCCCUAAUAUGUGGAAAGAGGAUAGCCGUUUCUUUUAUAGAGGCCUUGGCAGAGUGCCACCUAAUCACGACUCUUUCCAGUUAUAAUAACCUAGUUUAAAGACAGUUGUGAGACGGUGUACUGACCGUUUGUUCUUCGCCUGCCGUGUUUAUGCACUUCUGUUUGAGGUUUAUGCUCUGCCCCCGUGUGAACUUGUUAGUGAAUUCGGUUACCAUCGGUCAUCAGUGUGGCUCUCUAAGUUAGCAAUGUGCUAGCAGUACAACAUGAGUAUAUAUAAGAAUUGUUAGCUUCACUUAAAUAAAGUACGUGGAUACUGCCCCAUGUUUUGCGUACAUCUGAAUUAAGCUUAGGAGCAGAAAUAUGCCCAGAGUCUCUCAAGAGUUGAUUACCUUUUGAGCAAGUUGCUGGGUGCACG